Symbiodinium natans is the source of this 582-nucleotide messenger RNA. The record is from the annotation of a GenBank genome assembly. NCBI's taxonomy places the organism in Eukaryota, Dinophyceae, Suessiales, Symbiodiniaceae.
AUGGAUUCUUCGAAGCAGCUGAUAGGGGCAGCUUGGAUCCACCUACUGAACUUGCUGUUCGCGCAACAGAUGGAAAAACAUUUCGAAAGAGCAGGGGGAGAUGAGUGCGAUUGGUACUGGAUAAAUAUAGUGGUGGACUGCACGCUCGGCGUUGCCACCACGUACAUGCUGCUCCAGCUAUCGUCCAGGAUAAUACAGGCCUCUCUCCCAGAACAGGCUUCGGAUUUCAAGACCGGUGAGUACCGGGUCAAUGGCGGCAUAGAUGCUGCGAAGUACAUCAAGCAGCUGGCUGUGUGGCUCUUGAUUGUGAGCGCGAUGAAGGUGGGCAUGGCCGUUUUCAUGGCGAUCUUCCAUACGCUGCUUCUCGCCCUUGCUCGCUUAAUCCUCACGCCGUUUGCAUCCAGCCCGAAUCUCAAGCUGCUGGUGGCGAUGAUAGCUACGCCAUUUUGCAUGAACGCUCUUCAGUUCUGGCUUACUGACAACUUCAUCAAGAAGCAAGGUGGCGCGGCCGAAGUGGAUGACGACGACAUUGAGAUGGACGAGCGUGGGGGCCGCACCAAGAUUGAUCACGGAGAUCUGUAA